Messenger RNA from Ostrea edulis (European flat oyster), 520 nucleotides. RefSeq lists its product as uncharacterized. NCBI's taxonomy places the organism in Eukaryota, Metazoa, Mollusca, Bivalvia, Ostreida, Ostreidae. The transcript is spliced from 3 exons. The record is from RefSeq and is a predicted model, not a curated record. The coding region runs from base 83 to 421 and encodes 112 amino acids.
CAGAUGUAAAAUGAUAGUGAUCUGGAAGAUAUUAUAAAAGGCAAUCGUAAUACCCAAAUCAUCAAACACUCUGCUAUCUGAGAUGACAAGCCUGCUCCUUCCCGUGUUCACUGUGCUGUUAGUAGUGACAUCUUCAGAUGCAUCCUGUUGGAGGCAGUUACCGAAAGAUGGAGUUGAAAAGUGUCAGUAUAAAGGAAUAACUAUUGAUCGGGGAGAUGAGUACAGGGAGAGGACCCCGCCUGAUUGUUUCCGCUGUAGCUGUGGGUCGGAUGGAACACUAUCCUGCUGUUCGGAAGGAAAAAGAAUAGGGACUCCACCAGCAACCUGUAAAGUGGUACAAAAAGGUUGUGACCAGGUGGCAGUUAGCUUAACCGACGAAAGUAAACCAUGUUCAGAGCCAGUUAUGUUCGUGAGUGGAUGAAGCUGGUAAAGAACAUUCAAUGAAGAAUUAUGUUGUGAUUUUGUGUUUCAAGUACAGAGACUGUAUUUCGAGCAUACAAAUAAAUACAUUCUGAAGAGA